Molecule: messenger RNA, 793 nt
Organism: Trichoplusia ni (cabbage looper)
Lineage: Eukaryota; Metazoa; Arthropoda; Insecta; Lepidoptera; Noctuidae
Product: four-domain proteases inhibitor-like
Exons: 3
Coding region: 309-773 (154 amino acids)
Molecular function (GO): serine-type endopeptidase inhibitor activity; protein binding
Source: RefSeq, a predicted model, not a curated record
UGAAUUCCAUUUUAAUAACGUCCGGUAUAGGUUCACUGCACUCUAGUAGGGAACUAGAAAAUCUCGCCGAUCGUGAUAGGUGAGGCACUAAAUAAAUUCGAGUGACACCUUUAUGAAUUGGUAACUGUUAUCUGUUCCGAAGCGAGAAAAUAAUUCAUAUUAUUUAACAGCUGAUUUAGACGCGGGAAAUAUCUUGUCAGUUGCAAUACCUUUAUAGCAUAGUACCUAUAUAUAGCCUGGACUGUCAAGUCAAAGGUCUUAAAGUUCCAAUUCCAGCACGAAAGACAGUUUUUUGGAGUCAAGCUGAAAUGUCGCUGCCUGCCAGUAUUCACAGACCAGUCAUGCGGCGCUCCACAUCAAUAGAAACAGUUCUACAGACAACGAUUACCAUUGCGACUUUUGUACUCACAUUCGGCCAGAGAUCAGUAUCGUCAUUUUGUCCACUAAGCUACCAAAUGAUCGGCCCAGUGUGCGGGAACGACGGCUCCACAUACCCAUCGAUGUGUGAACUAGAAGCCGCUAGACUCAUCGAUGACUCCUUAGACGUAGCUCUCCUUCAGCCCUGCAACGACUACUGCAACGAAAAGUGGGACCCAAUAUGUGGCACAGACAUGGUCACAUACGCCAACCUCUGCAUGUACGAACACGGUGUGAAAGUGAACAAAGAUCUCAAAAUCCUCCACGUUGGCCAAUGUUUGACACCACUGUAUGACGAAUCGAAACUGGAUUCCGCAGAAAAUGACUUAAACCCAUUUGUAAUUGUAGGUAAAUAAAUUCUAAGCUAGUAUCUUAA